GUAAAGUUUCUUUUGAAAUAUUGCAAUAUUGUGUUUGUGAAGAUCUGAGGAUGGUGAGUGUAAUUGUCAAGGUUGCACUAUUGCUGCAUAUUCUUCAAUUGAUCGCAGAAGCAGCUGACCAGUCGCCGUGUCCUAAGUACUUCCGGUAUAUUUCGGAUUCUAUCAGAGAUGAAAUCAUUGGUUUUGUUGAGAUACGAUCGCCACCGAAAGGAAUUCCUUUGACACUUACUGUCAAAUUGAGCAUUGCUGUUGCAUUGCCAUCGAAAUAUGUUGGUAAAUUAGAAUUGGCACAGCCAAAGGAGCAAUCGAUUAAAGAAGUUAUGCAGGGCAGGCCUUUAUAUUAUAAAAUCCAUUUUCCACUUCCUUGGCCUAUACCCAUUUUAAAUGGUUUAUGGUUUAACAACGAACAUAUUUGUUCAGGUCCACGCGCAAGCGGACCAAUAGUCACGUCCAUUGUCUUAAAUCACACGCUAUACCCACCUUCUUUAGAGCUCAAUUUCGAUUCAAAUAUUCCCAUUAAUUUUCCUCAGCCCUUGCCAAACUUUCCAUCCAUUCAAAAUAAACCAUCGAUGGUAUAUCAGCCAACCGUCACUCCACAACCAUCACCUGUGCCAAUUAUCAACAACCAAAAUAACGUGGAGUGUGGUAGAAGCAGCAAUAACAAGUUCAAUCUUCUAGUGGCUGGAGGAAUGAAUGCAUCUCCGGGUCAGUGGCCCUGGCUGGUUGCAAUUUUUGUCGUCAAAAAGAAUUUCGAGUUCCAAUGCGCGGGAACAUUGGUCACUAAUAAGCACAUUAUUACAGCUGCACAUUGUUUGCUAAUAGACAGUAUUAAUUUACCUCCCAAUACAUUGAUAGUAUCCUUGGGACGCUAUCACCUUCGAGAAUGGUUUGAAAAGGGUUCUGUAAAUCGAGAAAUAGCAGCAUACCAGCUCCAUCCUAAUUAUGACAAAAAGGGCAAUGCUGAUGCGGAUUUGGCAGUAUUGAAUCUGAGAGAGAAAGUGGAAUAUAAUGAUGUAAUCAGACCAAUCUGUCUUUGGACAGGACCUGCGCUUCUUGCCAGUGUUGUAGGAAAAUCUGGAUACGUGGUCGGAUGGGGACGUGAUGAACAUGGGAACCGCCAUCUCCAAGAGCCUCGACAGAUCAAAGCUCCCAUUGUACGUCAGGAGGAUUGUCACUGGAGCAACUCAGAUUUCGUCUUGUUCACUUCGAACCGGACGUUUUGUGCAGGUUUAAGAAAUGGAAGUGGUCCUUGCAACGGUGAUAGCGGAAGCGGUUUUGUGAUGUACGAUGCUAAAACGGAUCGUUACUAUUUGCGAGGAAUCGUUUCGAGAUCCUUGCUGAAUAGAACCACUAUGUCUUGUGAUUUAAACCAGUAUAUAGUUUACGUGGACGUUGCACAACAUUUGGAAUGGAUACGAAAUAUGAUCUCCUUGUAGAAUAAUUUUUUAUAAUCUGUAACUGUAAAUAUGUUAGUCGAUUAAUUUUUGUAUAUAAGUUAUUAUUUUAUAAUUUAAAUAAUUUGCUUAUAAUCUAUAGAAUAAUACCAAAUAACGAGUCGAUUGAUGAUAAUUUAAUCUUUCGUGACUAUAAAACGUAAAGUUUAAAAGCAGUAUAUGCAAUAUUUUUGGACUGUUUAUAUUAUUUUGGACUGUGCUUUUUAUA
Apis laboriosa (Himalayan honeybee) is the source of this 1662-nucleotide messenger RNA. RefSeq names its product serine protease gd-like. The record is from RefSeq and is a predicted model, not a curated record. Gene Ontology annotation, molecular function: serine-type endopeptidase activity. The transcript has 6 exons. NCBI's taxonomy places the organism in Eukaryota, Metazoa, Arthropoda, Insecta, Hymenoptera, Apidae. Bases 51 to 1436 code for a protein of 461 amino acids. Gene Ontology annotation, biological process: proteolysis.